AUGGCGCUGUUGUGUUGUUCAUCGGAGUCCUCUAUUGAAGAAUGUGCCCAGCACCCAAAACUGCAUGUUAGGCCAUAUAUUGCGUACGCUAAAGAGUGUGCUUUUUUCCGUUCCCAACUCAGUGCUGGAAGGAGAGAGUUGGUUAACCCUUUACAUGGCAGAGUCUGUUGUAUGGUUUUCUGCGCAUUAAUGGGCGGCGACAAUUCGAAGCUAACCUAUCGGAAUGUGGUGAUCCAGUUGACUACAAAGACCCAGGUACGUUUGUGUAGCGCUUCUUCAGCAUCGCUUCAGCCUAUCGAUUCUAACGAUAAUGCCUUUUGGGAGAGGUUUUGGACAGAUAUAUCUAUCAGUGUCCAAGAUAUGUUUGUUCUUAUUCCCGCUGCCGAAAUACGGGCUUUGAGAGAAGAAUCCCCAAACAACCUGGCUACUCUGAGCUAUAAGGCCGUCGAAAAGCUUUCCAGAAUUGCCGAAGCCUCGUUCCCUACUGCCAAAGAUCAGCAAACAGCGUUGAACUGCAUACGUCUACUAACUCGACUAUUCCCCUAUAUAUUUGAAGACCCCGAAUGGCGUUCGUUUUUCUGGUCUGCUCUUCCUCUGGAACCAGAUUCAGCCGUUGAUGAUGAGUGUGUGCCACUAGCGCAUAGUCUGAUCUCGGCCCUCUGUGAUUUGCUAUUUUGUCCGGAUUUCACCGUCCACUCAAUCACGAAAUCGGGUCCCGAGGGACCCGAAGAUAUGCAUACAAUCGACAGUUGCGAGUACAUUUGGCAAGCGGGUGUAGGCUUCGCACAAAACCCAGUUCAUAAUGCCGCCCACGACUCAAAUCGGACGGAAAUCUUGAAGCUCCUCCUCACCUGCUUCUCCGAAACAAUGAGAACGCGAAGCGAAGAAGCCCAACAGACACAAAAUAAAUGGGUCUCGUUUUUCACAAGCACAAACAACCGCCACGCUCUUCCUCUGUUCGCGUCUCUGCUAAAUGUGGUUUGCGCUUAUGACCCUGUUGGAUUCGGCGUUCCAUACAAUCACCUGAUGUUCUCCGACUCCCGUGAACCGUUAGUGGAAGUUGCAUUGCAGGUCCUGUGCAUUGUUCUGGAAACCGAACUCACAGGCAGCUAUCCCACUCACCCAAGCCACGGCUACAGAAACCUGGUGGGCCGUAUGUCUUCCGAGGCGGACGAGGCUAGCAGCACCACGGCAACAUCUGCCGGAGAUGGGAUAACCGAAAUGAACCUGUUCGCGAAUUACAUGUCCAGAAUUCACCGUGAUGAGGACUUUGCAUUCAUCUUGAAUGGCCUGACCAGGCUACUGAACAAUCCACUCCAACAAACGUAUCUGCCUGGAUCGACAAAAAAAGUUCAAAUGCAUCAAGAACUCCUGGUGCUCUUCUGGCGCAUGUGCGAAAUCAACAAGAAGUUUAUGUACUACGUCCUCAAAUCAAGCCAAGUGCUGGAUCUCCUGGUCCCAAUUUUGUACCACCUGAAUGACGCUCGGUCCGAUCCUGCCCGUCUCGGCCUUGUACACGUUGGUGUAUUCAUCCUCUUGUUGCUCAGUGGGGAACGCAACUUUGGUGUGCGACUCAAUAAACCUUAUAAAAAUCGCGCUGCCUUGGAUAUACCGGUGUUUACGGGCACGCAUGCGGAUGUGUUGAUAAUUGUGUUUCACAAGUUAAUUACGACCGGACAUCGACGCCUCCAACCGCUUUUCGACUGCCUGUUAACCAUUAUUGUGAACGUAUCUCCGUAUUUGAAAAGUAUGUCUAUGGUAACUUCCAACAAGUUACUCCACCUUCUGGAGGCCUUCAGUCAACCCUGGUUUCUGUACAGCGGUCAAACACAUUACCAACUCGUCUUCCUUCUCUUGGAGGUAUUCAACAAUAUCAUCCAGUAUCAGUUUGACGGAAACAGCAAUCUAGUUUAUACAUUGAUACGGAAACGACAAGUUUUUUAUCAUUUGGCCAACCUGCCCACUGACCAGAGCACUAUUCAGAAGAUCGUCAAACGCCGACCCACCACGCUUUCCAAUUCGGAUCACUCCUCUCCGGAGUCAUCUCCAACCCUAUCCGCCAAACCAAAGUCCCAUUCCAUUCAAGGUAAUCACGAUACACAAAUGAUCAAAGAAGGAGCUCGAAAGAAGACUCAAGCUGAUGUCAUUUCUCCUACAAGUGCUGUGGCCCCAGCUGGUAAUAGAGAUGUCAACAGUAGCGCCAUUGAUACUCCAGAAGUCGAAUCUAAUGCAGGUGCGCCAACUACCAACUACGCAAGUGCAUUGCAGCCAGCUCUGGCCGAAACACCUGCGAUACGCAGCAUGACGGAUAGGCGUUUGGCUAACGCUGCCGGUAGUGUGAGCGGAGACUUCCAUCCAUCUGAUGAAGCCACUCAUCCAUUAGAAGACGCGCUGAUUUCCCACCUCUCCCCAUCACGAAGGUUCCGUUCGCUCUCUGACAACUCUUCACCCCCAAAACUAAAUUUGUAUCCUCAUGAAUCCGGUGAUGGACUGCAUUCGGUCCCUCUAAAUCAUCCGGGAAUCGCUCACAGCUCAUUACUUGGUGAAAACCCCAAUUCACUGGCCACUGAGCGCGUCACAGACCCUCCGAAUUCAUACACUUCGCUUAACUCUACUCAGUCAGUAAAUCAUCACUCGAGCAAGUCCAGUGGUAUCAAUCAAACCCCUGGGCGUUCGCAUGAGAACGGUUCCAAGCAUGAAGUGGUUGGUCACGGCGCCGGUUGGAUUCCAACCUCUGACUGGGCUGCCAGUUGGAAAGCGAAGAUGCCCUUCCAAACCAUCAUGCGUUUGCUUCAGGUUCUCGUGCCACAAGUAGAGAAGAUCUGCAUCGACAAAGGACUGACGGACGAGACAGAAAUCGUCAAGUUCCUUCAGAACGGCACUCUGGUCGGUCUAUUGCCCGUCCCUCACCCAAUCCUCAUCAGAAAAUACCAAUCAAACGCUGGAACAGCCAUCUGGUUUCGGAAUUAUUUGUGGGGUGUCAUUUACCUGAGCUCAGGUACCGUAAAUGAUCAGCGAACAAACCAACGAACCUUCUUCAUCCUUCCUUACAUGAGCGAGAGUGUUUUCAUAAAGGAAACUACUCAUAAGGUUGCUGAAAACUCUUCGAUAGCCCACGAUCGGUUUCGCCUUUCUCAGGGCUCAUCAGGUGGGCGCAGUCCCUGA
Molecule: messenger RNA, 3165 nt
Organism: Opisthorchis viverrini
Lineage: Eukaryota; Metazoa; Platyhelminthes; Trematoda; Opisthorchiida; Opisthorchiidae
Exons: 16
Coding region: 1-3165 (1054 amino acids)
Cellular component (GO): Golgi trans cisterna; membrane; Golgi medial cisterna
Source: RefSeq, a predicted model, not a curated record